Messenger RNA from Chenopodium quinoa (quinoa), 1256 nucleotides. RefSeq names its product HMG-Y-related protein A-like. Gene Ontology annotation, biological process: negative regulation of DNA recombination; regulation of DNA-templated transcription; nucleosome assembly. The transcript has 2 exons. The record is from RefSeq and is a predicted model, not a curated record. Lineage: Eukaryota; Viridiplantae; Streptophyta; Magnoliopsida; Caryophyllales; Amaranthaceae. Gene Ontology annotation, cellular component: nucleolus; nucleus; chromatin. The coding region runs from base 93 to 653 and encodes 186 amino acids. Gene Ontology annotation, molecular function: double-stranded DNA binding; nucleosomal DNA binding.
UAUAAAUAUUAUUCACCCCCUUUAUUUCCUCACUCACUCACUCUCUCACUCCACUUUCUCUCUCCUCCAUACUUUCUCUCUCCUCCUAAAUCAUGGCUUUCCAAGAUCAUCACCCUUCUUUCCCAGAUUACCCCCAGAUGAUAAUGGGGGCAAUAGAAAGGUUAAACGAGAAGGAAGGUGCGAGUAAAGAGGCGAUAACGAACUACAUAGAGUCAAACUAUGCAGAUCUGCCACCGAUUCACGCGACGCAUGUGGGGCACACGCUGGAAAAGCUGAGACAAACAGGUCAACUCAUGAUGUUGAAAGAUGACACUUAUAUUCUCAAUGAUGAGCAACAAGAGGAAGAGGAAUUAGCUGAUGAUGAGCCAACUAAUGGGCUUAGUGAGUCCAUAAAGAGAGGACGUGGGCGCCCACCAAAGCCCAAGGGAAACACUCCUACUGGGCCGGGCCCAAACCAGCCUGUUAGGCCCAGGGGUAGGCCAGCUAAGGAGAGGGACCCACUUGCUCCUGUGACUCAGCCCAUUAAGCCGCCUUCUUCUGGUAGGCCACGUGGCAGGCCAAGGAAGAAUCCUUCGGAAGUUAGUGUGACUAGUGUUGGUGGGGCCGGGAUUGGUGGUGUGAAGAGGGGUAGAGGUCGUCCGAGGAAGUCUUGAGGGGUAUAAUGGUAAUUUCGUAGGGUUUGGGUGGGGGUAGAAUUGUAAAUUUGUUGUGGGAGGAAAAAUGGUGAUGAUGAUAAUGAUGGUGUAGUUGUGUUUGUUUUUACAUGCCUUUUGAAUCUUUAGAUUAAAAAAAAAAAAGUUAAAGAAAAAGUAAAAAAAAAAAGGGGGUAAAUUCUUGUGAUGACAACUAAUUUUAUUUUGGGUAUUUUUAUUUUUUUAAUUAAAGUUAACUUGAAAAAAAAAAAAAACUUUAGUUUCUGAUUGGUAGGAAUUUUUUUUUUUUUUUUAAAAAAAGCUGAGGAUCUUAAGGCAUGCUUAAGAGUAUUUUAAUUUUAUUAGGAGGAGUUUAGAGUAGGUGGGCCCCUUUUUGACUCUUUAUUUUUAUUUAAUUUUAAUUUUAGUUGUAGUAAAAUUGUGUUAAUGUAAUGGGUUUAUGAAUUGAUGUGAUAUAUAAAAAAGGAACAUUGGAUUUCAUGUGGUAGGAUUAUGAUUGGAUGAAAAUGGUUAUUAUAAUUAUUGAUAUGAUUUUAUGAGGAAAUAAUUGUAAUAAUGUUGGUUUAAUGUAAUUGGAAAUUUGAUAAUGAGUUGGUUUUGAGA